Molecule: messenger RNA, 1674 nt
Organism: Aureobasidium namibiae CBS 147.97
Lineage: Eukaryota; Fungi; Ascomycota; Dothideomycetes; Dothideales; Saccotheciaceae
Product: acetyl-CoA synthetase-like protein
Exons: 6
Coding region: 1-1674 (557 amino acids)
Biological process (GO): secondary metabolic process
Molecular function (GO): CoA-ligase activity
Source: RefSeq, a predicted model, not a curated record
AUGCCUUGGAAAAGCCGCUGGAGUGUCGACAUCCCUCACGUGUCUCUACCAACUUAUGUCUUUGGAUCACCUUCUGCCUCUCUGCCAGAAACACCUCUUCUCCUCGACGCAGAGAAACCAGACAGGUACCAUCUCUCCGCAUCGGAUCUAAGACAAUGGUGCAAGCGAUUCGCAGCCGGUCUGCAAAAAGCUGGCUUGAAGCCCGGUGAUCGCGUGUUGCUCUUCUCGGGAAACACACUUUUCUUCCCCGUGGUCUUUCUCGGUACCAUCAUGGCUGGAGGUGUGUUCACUGGCGCUAACCCAACUUACGUGGCUCGUGAGCUCGCAUACCAGUUACAGGACUCGGGAGCAAAGUUUUUGAUCUGUGCCGAGGCGAGUCUGGAUACCGGUAUCGAGGCAGCGGACACUGCAGGACUUUCCCAUGAGAAGGUCUUUGUUUUCGACAAUGGAUAUGCUACGUUCGACAACGCUGGCAAGGGACGUGAUGAUGUGAGACAUUGGAGCAAACUGCUUGCCAGCGCCACAGAGAGUCGUGCUUUUGCUUGGGAGGAGUUGAGCUCUGAGGAAGAGCUGAACCGUACCAUUUGUCUCAAUUACUCGUCUGGAACCACUGGUGUACCGAAAGGCGUCAUGAUCACCCACAAGAACUAUGUCAGCAAUAACGAGGGCGUGGUUCGUGUUGCAAAGUCUUCUGCUGAGUAUGAGAAGAGAUGGCUGUGCAUGCUGCCCAUGUAUCAUGCCUAUGGUCAAACCUACUAUUGUGUAGGAACCAUCUCACGACGAGUUCCAACAUAUGUCAUGCAAAAAUUCGACUUUCUCAAGAUGUUGAGUUACGUGGAAAAGUACAAAAUCACAGACUUGAAUCUCGUUCCCCCAAUUGCUGUUGCAAUGGCCAAGCACCCUGCUGCCAAACAGUGUGAUCUGAGUUCGGUCAGAUAUAUCGGAUCUGGUGCAGCACCGCUUGGAAGCGAGGUAUCGAAGGAAGUAGAGCAGCUGUGGCCCAAGGGCACGAUGAAUCUGAAACAAGGAUGGGGCAUGACAGAAGUGACUUGCUCAGCGUGUAGUUGGGAUCUGACCAAGAUAUCGACGUCUAAUGCUGUUGGAGAACUAAAUCCCAAUGUCGAAGGUAAGAUCGUGGACGUGGCGUCAGGAUCAGAAGUUCCAAGAGGUCAGCGAGGCGAGCUCUGGGUACGCGGACCUACCGUAAUGAAAGGUUACUGGGGCAAGCCAGAUGCCACAAAGGAUACUAUCACAGAAGAUGGCUGGUUGAAGACCGGUGACGUGGCCUACCUCGACGAGGAAAGCCAUAUCUUCAUCGUGGACCGUAUAAAGGAAUUGAUCAAGGUCAAAGGUAACCAGGUGGCACCAGCUGAGCUAGAGGCACUGCUUCUCGAUCAUCCAGCCGUCGCAGAUGCUGGUGUAGUAGGAGUAACGAUAAAGGGCGAAGAGCUCCCACGAGCCUACCUCGUAAAACGCGCAGACCAGAAAGUCGAGGCCCAAGACAUUCAAGAAUUCAUGAACAGCAAAGUCGCAAGACACAAACGUUUGGCUGGUGGUGUCGUGUUUGUCGAAGCAAUUCCCAAGAAUCCUUCAGGCAAGAUUCUCCGAAAAAUACUGCGUGACCAGGCAAAGGCUGAAGUUGGAGAUUCGGAUGCUAAAGCAGCACGUCUGUAG